UUGAGGGCCGCAUUUCGAGCAGACCCUGAAUUGGGAUACAGGCUACAGAAUCUCAGCAGAGCCGGCUCGCCAGCAUCAAAGCCAAAGCCGACAAGGUGUACAGCUUCUCUGACAACGCACCCAGCCCGUCCAUCGGCGUGGCCAGCAGGAUGGAGGCUGGCCUGGCGCCCACGCUCCACAUGGACCAGAACGGAGCCGACAACAUGUCGGUCAAGACCGGUAGCCCUGCCCACUCUGACAUCUCUGAUGCUGGGGAGGACGGCGAGGGCGUCCAAUAAAGAUUCGCCGCACUACCCCAGCUACGACGCCUACUACUCCCCCACCUACGCCAACAAGGGUGGAGUCGGGCCGAGCGCGAGUGUCGAAGCCGCCAUGUGGUACAGACAGGAGCCCAACUCGCGUCUGUGGUCCUCCGUCUACCCCAGCAAAUACUCGGAGGCUCCGAAACCGCAGGAGGACGACAGGUGGAAGGAGGAGCGGGACAGGAAGGUGAAGGAAGAGAGGCUGUGGCCCAAGGAGAGCCUCCAGAAAGAUGAGUCGGCAAAGGAGGCUCGGAGGGCAGGACACAGCUGGCCUCCGAGGAGCUCCACGGGGGCGGGAAGGAGGCGCGCCGAGCCACCCCGGGUACAGAGGCAUGCCCUCGGUCAUGAUGCAGAAUUACCCAGGCUGCCAGCCAGUUACUACGCUUCCUCAUACGGCGGGAAGGUGGUCGCAGGCGAGGACGGCGAGAAGCCCUCCAGGUCAAGUCCGUCUGUGAAGCUGUCCAGUGAGGCCAAAGAUCUGGACCUGCUGCAGCUGCACGACAGCCAGUACAAAAGCAAGUCGCUGUCCAUCCAGGACAGCAAGACGCCGCAUGAGCGGGAGCGGGAGAGAAAGGGAGGGCGACCAGCCACGCUCCUCGCCCUCGCAACGCAUCAGUCCCAUCACCACCUGGGAUACCCUCUGUACGACCUGUCCUACCCCUCAGGCACACUUGAUUGGCCAGCCUCUAUGCCUCUCAGAGUCAUGUGACUGGAUCAAGUGAAGAAGCGUUUUUGUUUCCGUGACAUCAGUUCAUGGUGUUCUGUGUAUGUUUGACAUCUCUGCCUGGACGUCCAGCCGACUGCUCUGACCCUUGCUGGACCGGAUCCUGGUCCCGUUUGGUUUUGCCGGUUCUGGGCGGUCCCGUUAGCCAACAGGUGCUGCUGGGAUGCAGGUGGGCAGAAUUCACAGUGACGUACCUGCAGGGACGACUGGGCACUCUGUCAUUUUACGGCACUCGGAUUGGGUUUUUAUGUCCUGCGGUGACGUCUGACCUCUUUUAGAAGGACGGGCUCAGCUCUGGAUGACAUCACACCAUUACCUGGAUGCAUUUCAGCUUCACGUGAAAUAAAGAGAACACUGUGGAUGAAGGGGGGCCGGCCUCCUACUCUUCUUUUUGUCUGGUAGGCUGUGCCUCUGUUUUUCUACUGCUGUUGAUCUGAUAUUAAACCUGUAGCUGGUGGAGCAGUGCUCAAGCUCAGUGUCCUCAUUUAUUCCCUGAAAACACCAGAGAGAAGCUGAUGUCGUGAAAUGUCUUCAGGUCCUGGGAUGAUGGAAGGCAGGAGGAAUUCGCUCAGAUUAAAGGGUUCUUCUUUCAAAACAAAAAGCUUGCAGAUUCUGGUUUCAUUGUGUAGAAUAAAAUAUUUCCUGGUUUAAAAACAUAAAACAAAUGGAGAAGUGUGCUUAUGGAUGUCGAUCCAUCGAUUAUUCACUUUAUUCGGUAAUAUGUGGCCUCGUAGAGAACUGACCUGCCUAAUGUACUGCAAAGCACAUGUACAUAUAUUUCAGGAUCACUGUAACCUCAGUGGCUUUAAAUAAACUUUAUUUUGGAGUUUCAUAUUUUGAUUUUGCACAGUUUUCUUUAGGAAACAACUUUUUCUAGUCAUUCACAUUUAUUUAAUGUGCUAAAUUAAGUUUUGGGCAUGUGUGGCACUAUGAUAUAGAUGAAUACAUGAAAAAUGCAGCCCCCCAUUUUAUUUUGAUGCUUCAAGUAACUUUUUCUUUUGGGAAAAACUACUGUUAAUGUCUAUUUUGCUGUAAUAUAAGUUCCGCCAGCAGAGGGCGCUCGGUGUCUUACGCAUCAGUAGCCCACACCUCGCUAGAAGAAGAGUAGUGCAGAGCUGGCGCACCAGGUAGUUCCUGUUACCUGCUGUUUUUACAGAUGAACAUUUGUCGCCCACUGUGAUCUCAGCACGUUUUCCUGGUUCUGGAGAGCAGAUCGAGCGUUGAUCUGAGUCCUGUGAUUUCCAGUAGUGAUUUAUUCCCAAGACAAAAUCAAAUUGUCCUCUGCUGCCGUGUUGUUGCACAAUGAAAACGAUGGAGGUGUCAGAAACGGUCCGGCCCUGGUUAUUGUCUCAGAUAUGACGCUAGUCUUAUCCUGUCCGCUUCUGUGUGUAUAUAUGUAAUAUGCAUAUCCACAUAAUUAUGGAUAUUAUAAUUAUGAUAUUUAAUAAACACACUGUAUUUUAAAGAACAUACAUUAAGAAACUGAUUGUAUUAAAUUUUUAUUUCAAAUAUAUUUCAUUAUAUUUUCUGUCAUCAUUUUAUUAUAGAUUAAGUGCAAGAGUUGUUAAGUGUGGAUAAUUAAAUAAUAGUUUAUUGCAAUAGCAAAUUGCGCCUUGUUCUCAGAUGGACAGCAAGUGGAGAGUGAUAGAUGAGAUGAGGAGAUGGGAGGAGGAAGAGAGGCAAAGAGUGAUUCACAGGCAGAGCCUAGUUUAUUUACCACAGUUUUUUCUUGCCUUAUGGUUCCAAGCGCUUUCACCAAUCUUUGCAUUUUGUUAUUAUCUCAUAACACUUGUUUAAUCGGCUACCAUCUCUCCUAUGGAAGUUUUACUGUCUACAGUCCCAGAUCAACACAGCCCUGCCCUCCAGCACUAUCAGCAGCGGGAGCAGCAGAAACCCCUCAACAGCAACAUUUUACCCCAUCAGAUCUCUGCAUGGCCCUGACCAGGAGGGGAUUAAAGAAGAGUGGGGUGAGAGCCAGACUCAAGAGGCAGACACACAAACAACGAGCGCUGCCGUCCAUUAUCUUUGCUAAUGUGCUAAUGUGACAAGCUGCAAGCCUGCAUCAACCACUUCCAUGAGUACAGAACUGCCUCCGUUCUGGCAUUUACGGAAUCGUGGUUAAACAACAACGACGACAACAGCACGCUACACAUUGCUGGCUUUUCACCACCCCUUCAUCUGGACAUCUUGGCCCUGACAACAUCAGCAGUGGAGUCCUGAGGCACUGUGCAGGGUAACUAGGAAGUGUGUUCCGGACUCACUGUUAGGAUCCACUGAUUUAGUCACUGAUCAACCUUCAGUCACGUAGGAGGUCAGAGCUUCAUGUUUAUGGGAUUAAUGUGCAGUUUCAUUGAAUCUGUAUUUAUCUGUAAACAGGGUUCAUACGGGUGCAUGAAAUAUGUGAUGUUUGGUGCAGUUUUCCUGUUUUGUGGGGAAGAAAGGCUUUUUAAGUCAACCUAAGAUGAUUCGUUUUCAUUUUCACAUGGUCUUAGUGAGGUGAUGCAAAGUGAAACAUGCUUUCUGUUUGUUUUUUUCGGCCAUGUGCUGGGAAAGCUUGAACAUGGACCUUGAAAGUGCUUAAAAAGUGCUUGAAUUGGAGCCAGAAAAAGGCGUAUGAACCCUUGAUUGGGAGGUGAUGGAGUCUGAAACCAUGUGAUCACUGUAAGCUCUGUGAUUUAUUACCUGAUGGACCAGCAACACCUUCACUGUGUUUAAAUGAGAAUGAAUCCAGCUUUACUUUAAUAUAGACGGCACUGUGCAAAAGUCUUGAGCCCUCGUUUCUUUACAUUUUGCAGGAGAAUUGGAAACGGGUGCAGCGAUUCACUGAAACGUGCAAAUAUUCAUUAAAAAUACAGAAUACGAGGCAAAAAUCAAGUCUUUACAGUUGUAACGAGCUUGAACGUGAAUGUUUGGUCUGACCUUCAUCCUUCAGCUCACUCUGAACUCUCUGAGCAGCUCUCUGUCGUCUCUGUGAGGACCUGCAGGAACACUUCUCCAGACUUCUUGAAGGACAUUCAAAGCUCUUCUGCCUUUUCUUGAUUAUGUUGAUGAUUCCACACUGUUUAUGUCCUGCCGGGCUUUGUGCUCUGGGAAUGCCAGACCAUGACUGAUAUUUUGUAGAUCAGAAUGCGUAGUUGUGAACUGAGUUUUGUAAGGUUGUGUUUAGCAUUAAGUGUUGUGGUGCUGAUGAAAGUCCUGCUGGCAGAAAUGACCUUCAGCCAGAAAGGUUGAUGGUCAGGAUGAACCUGGACACUUCUUUGUACACAUGUGUGUCGUAUGUUUUGUAUUAUAAUUACUGAUAGAGACAGACGAGACUCUGUACAGUGGAACCCCAACUUAUGGAAUAAAUUCGUUCCAGAGGGUCUUUCGUAAGUCAAAAUUUUCGUAAGUCGAAGCACCUUUUUCCAUCGCAUUUUGAGUGAGGCGAUGCUGGCUGAAGACGAAGUUCUUGGUGGAGGAGGACCUCGCUCAUAUUUUCAAUAAUUUCUCUCUUUGUUUCCAUUGAGAGCACUUUACGCUUCUUCUUUUCACUCGAAUCACUUGCAGAAAGUUUUUUCGGCCCCAUUAUGAAUGAACGAUAGGCUAUUUGCAAACGAAAAGCACACGAAAUAGCGCACUGCAACAACAAUACGUCUUUCACGUGGAACAGCGAAAUGCAAGUACGAAAGCCGAGGGGUUAUCACAUGAUUCGGAAGGCAUUCUGGGCUCAGCCAGCGGAUUUCGUUACGCGGGCAUUUUGCUGUACCACGGGCAGAAAUAUUGCCGUGAAGUGCCUUCGUAACUUGAAUUUUUCGUUAAAUGGGGUCUUCGUUAGCUGGGGUUCGACUGUAUUUAUAUUUCUUGCAGCCUGUUAACACUGUACCUCCUGCAAAAAUAUCUGCUGGAGUUUAUGCUGCACUAAAACCUCUAUGACAUAGUUGCACUCACUGCUAAAAGGAAAGCCAGAGGAGCAGACACAUCCCAGCAAAACACUGAUGCAGUUUUUACACAUUAAAUGGAAGUGAUAUAAGAUACAGUCCUGAUUAAAAGGUUUAAGACCACUUGAAAACUGGCAAAAAUCAUAUUUUGCAGGGUUGGAUCUUAACAAAUGUUGUUACUAAGAAAAUUUUUUAUUCUCAAAUGCAGACAUUUCAAAGCUAAAUGACAUGAUUUUGAAAAUGAGAAGUGAUAUUAAGUAUAUUCAUUGUUAAUCACAGAAUCAUAAUUCAUAUAUGAUUUUAUUGAUAGUUAAUUAUGUUUAACUGCUCAGCACUGAUCAGAAUAUAACCAGGAAUAAGUUUAACCUGUGUGAUAGAUCAGAAAAUGUAAUAUAGACGGGCUUCACACAGAGUCUGUCCUUAGUGUGUGUGCGUGUGUGUGUGUGUGUGGCAGCUCCAAUUAUAGAGCCAGCAUUCCUCACUAGUUUGUCUCCUCUCAUUUCUAAAACAUGUAUCAAACAGACAAAUAUGCAACAAUAAGAAAAAACCUUCUUCCCAGCACUAUACACCCACUCUCCUGUUGGCAUAUUUCUGCUGUUUCCUGUUCACCAGUGGAUCAAUGGAUUCAUGUAAAUGUUGAAAUAUGAAUCAUGGCCAUGAGAAUAAUCUAAAUGUACAUCCACCACAUGGUCAAAUAUUACUGAACUGGUGGUCCAAAUCUCCACAGGAUGCCUUUAAGCAGUCAGGAUCUGUCUGUGGAAUAGUUUCAAGGAUCAUUUGUUUUGGAUCACCUGGAGAGUUUCCCUCCUUUCUCCUGCAGGGGUUUCCUCUCUAUCAGCAGUGCUUCCAUCUGUGCAGCCCGUCCAGUUUUCCCACCAGAGGAGACAUUUCAGGGUUGGUUAAUCAUUUUUGAUCUAUUCACACUGCAACACAGCAUCUACUAUUUUGGGGCUCAGCUCAUGGGGUUCCCAGGCAAACGCCAGCCCCAACGUCACAGACCAGGAGCGGUUCUGGGAUAGCUCUUCCACGCUGUUAUUUCACUUCAGCUGAAUGCGAUGAACAGAUUGUAGGAAAUUAUGACUAGUAAUUCACUUUAACAUUAAAUGUUGAUACAACACAAACUCUCGUCAGAGAGAUACAUGUUUUAAAGGUGAGCAGCCAAAUAAUUAUUAAAACAUUAUAAAAACAACACAAAAACAGCUUGUUAGAGUUAGCAGGUAGAUUAGCAUUUGAGAUUUCCAUUGAGAACAGCGAGGUUCAAUUUUCAGUCCUCUUUUAUUCUCAUGAUACAUGUCGUCCAAUUGCAUCUCACCCUGCAGGAUUUUUACAGAAAUAUUUAAUAAAAUCUUCUAAUUUUCAUCAUGUUUUUCUGUAAUGGUGUCUGGGUGGUUGACCCAGUGUUUUAAGUUUGGACAUUUUGUCGGUGUUUAGUUUACCUGUGUCUGUUUCCUGUUUUAUUAUGAUAGUCUUUUGUCCUGUGCUCGUUAUGUUGAGUUUACUUCUUGUUUCAUUAGUUAGAUUUGUUCCAGCCGUGUUUUCACCCGUUUCUCAUCGUCUCAUUAUUUGUUUGUCUCUGCUGAUGGUCACGUCAUCGUCAAUGCCUCGUGCAUGCACCCUGUAGAUGUUAUUAGUUUCAUCAUUAUGAAGGAAUUUCCUCAGUCUCAACUCUUCAGUCAGUUUCAGCACUGUUCUCUGAAGGUCCCACCACAGCUUCUCAGUCAGGCUGAGGUCUGGACUGACUGGAGCAUUGCACCACUUUGAUUCUUUUCUUUUUCAGCCAUUCUUUUAGAGAUUUGGCACUGUUCUUGGUAUCACUGUCAUGUGUAUGACUGAGUUUGGCCUGAGCUUUAGCUGUGGGGCUGAUGGCCUCACAUCUGACUCUAGAAUACAUUUGUAUACAGAGGAAUUCAUGGUUUACUGAGUCACUGCACGGAGCCCAGAUCAUCAUCCCUCCACCACCGUGCUGACAGCUGGUGUGAUGUGUUUCGUUUUCUCCUUUAUGGACAAACAUGCCCACUUUGGUUUUUUCUGUCCAAAGGAACCUGAGCCCUGCUGCAAUGUUCAUUUAAAGAGAAGAGGCUUCCUCCUGGUAACCCUUCCAAACAAGUCACACUUCUCAGUCUCUUUCUAUUUGUACUCUCAUGAACUUUAACAUUUAACAUGAGGCCUGUAGAGUCUGAGAAUGAGAAUUCUUGGGUUUUUGCAGCUUUUCUGAGCGUUUGGAUGGUCUUAGGUUGAAUUUGCUGGAACAUCCACUCCUGAGAUGAUUGUAGCAUUGUGUUAACACACAACUGAAUGCUGCAGACCAGCAAACUGCAAAAACGUCUGCAUUUGCAAAGGUUCUCACACCUGCUGUUGGAUACACCCAUCAAAUACAACUGAUUUUAAUUCCUAUGGAAACAUUAAGGACAAACUCCGUUUCAGUGGUUCACAUAAUGAAUUAAAAACAGUAACUGGUAGCAGAGGCGGGAUUGUUGGAGUUUGACACAUCAAAAGUGAAUAAACAGAUUUUUAUACCUGCGUCUGUUCUGCUGUGUCAGACUACGACCCACAAAGUGGAGACCUACGUCUUUCAUAUGUUCCGGCACUACGGCUUCAGCUGGAUGAGAAAGAGCGUCGACUACUUCCUGCUGCAGUCCAACUCAAAGUACAUCACCUGGUGGUCGAUGGCCCUCAGCCUCCUCAUCGUCACCUCUGGGUACCUGCGGCUACUCUUCCUCAAAAGCCUCUUUGUCAGCAAUACCGGCACAGAGGGCGAGAAGCCUCGGUGCUGAUAGACUCAAACGAAAACCAAAAGAAAAAGAAUUUAAAAAAUAAAAAUGUCUGGAUUUGUGUGGAGGAACGGCAGACACGAACGAAUUCAAAGCAGUGAUGGUUCUUUCUCCUUGAAUGAAUAAAUAUUAGAAA
Messenger RNA from Oreochromis niloticus (Nile tilapia), 7850 nucleotides. Its product is annotated as zinc finger protein 609. The transcript is spliced from 8 exons. Bases 247 to 1011 code for a protein of 254 amino acids. Lineage: Eukaryota; Metazoa; Chordata; Actinopteri; Cichliformes; Cichlidae. The record is from RefSeq and is a predicted model, not a curated record.